UUCUGCUCCGCACUCCAGCGGGAGCGGAGUCGGCAGGAAAAGAAUUUGUGAAAAAAGAGUCAUAGAGUGUGUUGGAAUUUGUGACUGAUGUGGGGAGGUUCCCACAGGGAUCUGUCGCCAGCCAUCACCUGUAACAACAACAAGCAAUCAGGUGGUCCAAGUGCUCGAGUCCUCCUUGAGUCCCCUAGUCUUGAGGUGCUGGUUGAUUUUCCAUGUGGAAUGGUGAACACUCAUUAGACUUGCCCGUGCUUGUGCUGGAACAUGGACUGUUGAGGUGUCAUCAUACAAGACCGACCGUCCCCACCUCUCUGCAGAAUCUGAGAAAAAGGAUCUUGAGGCUGCUGUCUAGGACAACUCCCGUGUCUAACUCCAAAAGCCAAGAUGCCAGAAACAGCAGAAGCUUUGUCAGCCACUCUCACCACCAACAGAAACUGCGCCAUAGAAAUAACCAACGUCAGCGGGAGCUUCUGCCUCAUCAACCCCAAGGUUUACAUGACAAGUGGCUUCUGUCAACACCCUCCCCAGCCUACGAUUCGUACCUCCAAGACCGAAGUGUGCUCCUUCACCAAGGACGACCACACCGCCACGGGCUCUGUCGGCCUGCUGACCUACGACCUGUUCCACAUGCAGAGCAGGGUGUGCUCCGAUCGCAUUGCCGUCAUGUUUUCUGUGCCCUUCGACCAAAACCUGUACAAGAACCUGCUGGCCGUGGGCGUGGUUGAGCAAUCCCGUGCCUGCGACGAACAUCUGUACGGCCAGAUGUAUGAUGGGAAAGACCUCAGUAACUUUGUCCGCUCUGAGGCAAACGGCUCUGGGCUGCAGUAUAAAGCCACAUAUGUUGAUUUGAGGGCUACAAUGUCUAGUAAUGGCAAAGCCAUUGUUAAAGUGGAGCUUUAUGAUAAAAUGGGUCAUUAGUGUUGAAAAGUGUUGCUCUGCCUCUGUACUUUGUUGCUUUUGUACCCAACUGAAUAAAUAAACCAUUCAAAAUCAUUUGAUUUGACUACUGAUGCAUGUUGUCAUCCAGAGACAUCCAGAGGAGAGGAAGACUGAUUUUGCUGUCAUCUGUAUUUUGUGUCCGCUGAAAGAUAUCAAUAUCUGACAGCCAGCUCAUUGAUUCUCCAUUAGCUUAUUUUGGGGGCUUGUGUAUAUUCUGCACUCCCUUUUCCUUUGAUUAUGGCAAUAAAAUAUUCAGACCCAA
This is a messenger RNA of Chelmon rostratus (copperband butterflyfish), 1198 nucleotides long. RefSeq names its product bryoporin. Gene Ontology annotation, cellular component: pore complex. The transcript is spliced from 4 exons. Lineage: Eukaryota; Metazoa; Chordata; Actinopteri; Chaetodontiformes; Chaetodontidae. The record is from RefSeq and is a predicted model, not a curated record. Gene Ontology annotation, molecular function: channel activity. Gene Ontology annotation, biological process: monoatomic cation transport; pore complex assembly; cytolysis in another organism. Bases 382 to 915 code for a protein of 177 amino acids.